Pelodiscus sinensis (Chinese soft-shelled turtle) is the source of this 3523-nucleotide messenger RNA. The record is from RefSeq and is a predicted model, not a curated record. Lineage: Eukaryota; Metazoa; Chordata; Testudines; Trionychidae.
UUGUAUUCCUCAUAGGUGCUCUUGGCGGCAGCCGUCUGCACAAAGGCAGGAAAGGCCAUAGUUUCCCGGCAGUUCGUGGAGAUGACUCGCACCCGCAUUGAGGGGCUGUUGGCAGCCUUCCCCAAACUUAUGAACACCGGGAAGCAGCACACGUUUGUGGAGACCGAGAGUGUGCGAUAUGUAUAUCAGCCAAUGGAAAAGCUGUAUAUGGUGCUGAUCACCACCAAAAAUAGCAAUAUCCUAGAAGACCUAGAAACACUCCGUCUCUUCUCUAGAGUGAUUCCUGAAUAUUGCCGAGCUCUGGAGGAGAAUGAGAUCUCUGAGCACUGCUUUGACCUGAUUUUUGCCUUUGAUGAAAUUGUUGCCCUGGGCUACCGUGAGAACGUAAACCUGGCACAAAUUCGGACCUUCACAGAGAUGGACUCACAUGAAGAGAAAGUGUUUCGAGCAGUCAGAGAGACUCAAGAGCGUGAGGCAAAGGCUGAAAUGCGCCGGAAAGCCAAGGAGUUGCAGCAGGCCCGAAGAGAUGCAGAGAGACAGGGCAAAAAAGCACCAGGCUUUGGUGGAUUUGGCAGCUCGGCUGUAUCUGGGGGUACAACUGCGGCCAUGAUCACAGAGACCAUUAUUGAAACAGAGAAGCCCAAAGUGGCACCUGCACCAGCCAGACCAUCAGGCCCCAGUAAAGCUUUGAAGCUUGGAGCUAAAGGAAAGGAAGUGGACAACUUUGUGGACAAGCUGAAAUCAGAAGGCGAAAAUAUCAUGACCUCUUCUGUAGGCAAGCGUUCCUCAGAGGCAGCCAAGGUUCUCGCUGCGCCCAUUAACAUGGAGAGUGUGCAUAUGAAAAUCGAGGAGAAGAUUUCCUUGACUUGUGGUCGUGAUGGUGGGUUACAAAACAUGGAACUGCAUGGCAUGAUCAUGCUGAGGAUCUUAGAUGAAAAGUUUUCCCGGAUUCGCCUCCAUGUAGAAAAUGAAGAUAAGAAGGGGAUACAGCUACAGACUCACCCAAAUGUGGACAAGAAACUUUUUACUGCUGAAUCGCUGCUUGGCUUGAAGAACCCAGAGAAAUCAUUCCCUAUUAACAGUGAUGUGGGAGUACUGAAAUGGAGGUUGCAGACCACAGAAGAAUCUUUCAUUCCACUGACAAUUAACUGCUGGCCAUCAGAAAGCGGGAAUGGUUGUGACGUUAACAUUGAAUAUGAGCUGCAAGAGGAGAGCCUAGAACUGAAUGAUGUGGUCAUCACAAUCCCAUUGCCGUCCAGUGUUGGUGCCCCAGUGAUUGGAGAGAUUGAUGGGGAGUAUCGCCAUGAUAGCAGGAGGAAUCUCCUCGAAUGGUGCCUGCCAGUGAUAGAUGCCAAAAACAAGAGUGGCAGCCUGGAGUUCAGCAUAGCAGGGCAGCCCAAUGAUUUCUUCCCGGUGCAAGUCUCCUUCGUCUCCAAAAAGAAUUACUGCAACAUAAAGGUUACCAAAGUGACCCAGGUAGAUGGGAACAGCCCCGUAAGGUUUUCCACUGAGACCACCUUCUUAGUGGACAAAUAUGAAAUACUGUAACACCAGCAGCAGGGAGUAACAAAUGAUUUUUAAAAAAAAUUAAAACACAAAAAGGCUGAAGUUUAUUUUGAACGUCUGGAACGCCGCAGCCCUCUCUUUGCUUGGACACACGGCUCUGUCUGCCAACUGCAGUGUUCCUGGGUCACAGGCAUUCUUUGACAGAGAAUUGACAUGAUCAUAUGGGGAAAGGCUGCUAAUUUCUUUGGCAUUCUUUGACAGAGAAUUGACGUGAUCAUAUGGGGAAAGGCUGCUAAUUUCUUUGGCAGAUUUUACUGGACAACAGUAAAGCAGGAUCUUCAUUGAGAAAUCCUGGCUUUGAUUCCUCCCCUUCCUCUCUCCCACAAAGCUAGCUGCAUAGCUCAGUCCCGGAAAGAAACUACAACUCAUUCUCUUCCUUUUUAGUGUAUUGAGUUCUGUUUUUGUCAUGAUUGUUGCCAUUUUAAUUUAUCCCCUGCCUUCAGCCCUUGUUUCCAUGGAUUUAAAUAUGCAUUAAGAUAUUCUAAACAUGGGCAUUAUGCAUUCUGGAUCCUUUUGUCUUGGGAAUGGAAUUAGCUGAUUGGACUUGGCCUCAGUUUUAAAAAUGAAGUUUUGGGUGGGUGUAGUAAACAUGUUCCUCCUCUGCCUGUAUUUGCUGCCUGUUCAACUCUGCUUUUCAGUGGUGGACCUGCACUUGGACCAACUCCCACAGUGAGCUACAUGCCUUUGGUGUGAGUUAGAUCAGAGUUGUCUCCCAGCUGGCAGAGAAUGGAGCUUCUGAAUUGAUUGGAUCCAACUUAGAGGAGUGGAGGAAGUGUACCUGGAAAUACUCAUAUUUGCUGCAAUUUCCUGUCACUCUUUGGUGCAGACCCUAGGCCAGGUGUUUAAAGUCAUUGUGCCUGGUGUAAGUGAACACCUUUCUUGAUCUAUUUCAAUCUUCCCCAGUUAAUUGAGCCCCCAUACCUGCUAGUAUGCAUCUUAGCCCUUCCUAGAAGCUGCUUAUAAAAGGGUAUGGAGCCUGCUUUGUUCAACCCCAGGUACAGAUCUGAAUUACUGAAACAUGAAUAUGUUAGACUAUGUCUGCUUGGGCCCACAUAAGAGCAGAAAGGAGUGAUCAUGUUGGCACUUAUUGAUGGCGUUAGGAGGAGGGAAGCUGGGGUUGCAGCACAGAGACUUUAGGUAAAAGUCAAGUACUGGUGCCCUUCUAAGUUUGUCCUGUAGUGUAAGGGCUGCACUCAACCACACUCCGUUGCUCCACAGAAAAGCUGACUAGCUGGAAUAGCAUUGGCUAUGUCAUCCCCAGGGAAGCCAUGCUCACUAAAAACACUCCCCCCCCCCCCUCCUUUCUUUAGAACCUUUUUUUUGGGGGGGAAGGAAGGGGGGUGACAUUGGGUAGUCUCAGACUGUCUACAUCUGAGCCGUGCCUGGCUGAUUGCAUAACUUCAACAAGGAACUUUGCUAACCAUCAUUGUAGCAAGGCCUCAUGGUUCUAGUCAAACAUAACUACUUUGCUGGUUUGUGGGUGACAGGAAAUGAAGUUUCUAGCUCAUGGAAGUCCUAGAAACUUGUGUACUAUGCUUCAGUGGAAGAACACUUGUUUUUUAGACUAAGUUCACACCAGUGCUUGUGGGGUUGUCUGCCAAAGAAGUUAGCUGUCUCUCCUCUGUUACCUUAAUUGCAUUGUGAGGAAAUGUAACUCCUGUUUUUUCCAUGUGAGGGUGAUAUGUUCUGGGAGAGGGGAAGCAAAUCCUGUCCCGUAGUUAAGUAGACUAUGAAUCUUAAUUCAGUUGUGUUCAAGAGUUGCUUAUCUGUAUGAUUUUAAAACGGAGUCAAGUUUAGUUUCAAACAUCAAAGGAGCAUUUUUCUUAAAUUACUUUGGAGGUAAUAUUUAAAAAAAGUUUUGUACCCUGUACAAUAAUGACCUAGGGAAUAGAACACAUUCCAGUGUACACAAAGAAUGCAAGUUCUUUAAUCAAAUAAAGAGUAUUCUAAAAGGAAA